Monascus purpureus is the source of this 2370-nucleotide messenger RNA. The record is from the annotation of a GenBank genome assembly. NCBI's taxonomy places the organism in Eukaryota, Fungi, Ascomycota, Eurotiomycetes, Eurotiales, Aspergillaceae.
AUGGUAUCCCGCCGCCGUCGGCCUCGCAGUUGUGAUCAGUGCCGGAAGGGCAAGCGUGCCUGCGAUGCCCCGUAUAUGAACUCCCCAAGGAACAGUUUGAAAACACUCGGUCCCUGUUCGAACUGCAAACGAUGGCGGAAGAGAUGUUCAUUCGACUGGCUGGCCGCACUAGACCCUGCUAUCUUGCCCAAUACUGCCUCGUCCUCUGCGCCAUUGGCACGCGAACAUGGGCAGUUGGACACAGCAGCUGGCGAACAGACGAUGGCCACAAGUCCUGGCCCGUCGUCGUCCUGGUCCCAACACAGCCUCAUUGUACCAUUAACCACCUGUGACAGCCUCCACUUACUAGUGUGCAAUGCAGUCUGGCCGAUGGCGCCUACACAUUCAAGUGGGCCGAGCGUCCAAGAAUCAACGCCGUCGGCGAUGCUCGGGGUACGCCCUGAAGCACCAGAAGAAGCCGGGAGUGUUGAUUCUAGGGUUCCGUCGUUGUCACCGCCACGAAGCGGAAGCACCAUGGACGUGUCACCCGGGGCCACUGCUGCACUUCGCGGGGAAGUUGUUGACAAUGUCCUUUUGGGUCAGAAAGUGGCAGAAGCCCAUAUGCGCUACACGGUGACGCAAGACCUUUUCCGCAUCUACCACGACAGCAUGGAGAACAACCUAGCCUGCUGGGUAACGGAGCAGACAUGUCCCUACAGUGUGUUCCGAAACGCCCCAGGGACAAACGCCAGGGAGCAUAUGCCGUCCGUGAAAUGGAGAGGUGGGAGUGCAAAGUGGGAGGAUCGUUUCUGCGCUCAAGCCUGUCUCCUCGACCGUGCAUACUCGCAUGUCCGAGAACGGAAACUUACCGCAAUCGAAGAAAAGAAUGUGUCUCAUGCCUUCCACAAGGCAAUCAUGGCGUUUGCCAUGCAAUGGGCCCGCCGUAAAACCGAUAGAGGUUUGAAGUCUCCAAAUAGCGGUAUCGCAAAGGCUACCGAGGACUGUUGGAAUGAAGCAUAUCGUUCUCUGCAGAUAUGCGCAGGUGUUGAGUCCAUCCGCGUCCUUUACGCAUGUCUGAUUUUUGGCUUGACAGCCCGUCCACGCCCCUGUCCUUCGGAUCAUGAGUUGCUCGACAUGGCUCGGAUGGAUGAGGAAAGCUCCCCAUUCGGGGUAUUCUCGUCGCAAGCACCGUCCCAGCGGAAACAUGCCGCCUCCAUCCCUUCUGUCCUCCAAGAGUUGCUGGAUGCUGACCAGGCAACUGAAUUCUUGGAGCAUGCCGCCCGCCAACUUCGCAUGAUCCGCAAUAAGUUGGAAGAAAGGAAGAUACACAGAGGCUCAUGUGCGGCCGAAAGUCAUGGUUUUGGAACCCACGAACUGGACACGUUCAAUCUCAUCUUCUGGAUGGGAGUAGUGUUUGAGACGGUUCAUUCUCCAGUAUUCAAACGGCCCAUCGUGAUCACCGAAGAGGACUGUGCGAUCCAUAUCCCCUCGAAUAGCUGUGCCUUUAAUGAUCCUUUACCUUCUUAUUCUUCUUCUGCUGCUGCUGCUGCUGCCGCUGACGAACUUCAACAAAAACUUCCACUAUGGGGCGACAUGCUACUGCAACAACGUGCAGCAGAUGUGGAUGCCCGGAAAAUCGAGCCGGGGUCCUUCUCCACAUUCGAGGACAUCGCAGAGAUCAUAUCCGAGGCCGCGACGAUCAAGACUCUGCUCUUUCGUCGCGUAUCCCAGCUUCAAGCGUCAAUCCGCGAAAUCGCACCCGCUGACAGAGUCGAAAGAUUUAUCCAGGAGACGCUGCGUGUGAUCGGGUUUUGGGACCGCAGCUAUGGCCAACAUAUGAAACAGUACAUGCAGCAGCAUGAUAGCUUGUUACCCCGCCUUCAAUCUUGGUACUGUCUGAUUCUAGGCCACUGGCAGCUCGGCGUCUUACUCUUCUGCGAAGCAGUCGAGGAGGCUGACCAAGGAGGGUUAAGCCCUCGCUGCAGACUCGAGCACCGGGAAACAAGCCAAUCUGUGACCCGACUGCGCAUGCGAACGGCCCUGGCUGCAUGCAAUCUGGCCAAAGCCUGUCUGCAUACGCAUAAGAAAGACCCAACAUCCGUGGAGCCAGCUUUGUUCCAUGACGUUUUCCAGCCAGCUGCGCUACUGUUCGAGCCAAGCACCACUCUCCUCGUCCGGCUCUUUACCAAGGCAGCAUUGCUCCUUAUUGACGAAAUUUCCGAAGAUGAAUGCGAGUAUAUGAUGCUAGAUCCGUCCAAGAGCCUCAUAAAGCAGCACGUGAAUCUGUGUAUUAAGGCGCUGGAAUGCGUGGGCGCGGUAACGAACGUAGCGGUUUUGAUGGCAUCGCAUGUUUCCCAGAAGCUAACCCAGGCAAUUUCCGGAGCUCGGUAG